UUGCUUUAUUCCAAAGUUUGAAGUCCAUGUAUGCCUUGGCCGACAGUUGACAAGUACGGCCGUAUUAGCGUGCGUUGAAGUAUCAUGCCCUCUGGCGAUUGACCGGACAACUCUUUCUUCUCAAAGAGAGUUCUUUGUCUUCUCUUCCCAUUACAAACAACAUUAACAAAAAGAUAAUUCACCUAUUUUUGCCUCUGCCAAUCUUUCUCUGCAUUUCUUCUUCGAUCCUUUCGUAUCUUCUUAUCCUUGCCCUUCCGGAUUUGGAUCCGCUCUUAUCGAAAUUCCAAGUUGUGCGACACAGCCAGAACAACUGAUUCGCAACUUCAGAUUCCAAUUGCAUGCCACAGCUUCACAUCUCUCUCUAAUCCAUGGGGGAGUGGGUCAUUGGGGCUUUCAUCAACCUUUUUGGCAGCAUUGCCAUCAACUUUGGAACUAACCUUCUUAAAUUGGGGCAUAAUGAGAGAGAGAGGCAUUCAAUGCUAGAAGGUGAUGGAACAAAUGGAAAGCUUCCUUUGAAACCUAUUAUAUACUUCCAGACAUGGAGAGUUGGCUUUUUAUUUUUUGUUCUUGGAAAUUGCCUAAAUUUUAUAUCCUUCGGAUAUGCUGCUCAGUCACUUCUGGCGGCACUGGGAUCUAUUCAAUUUGUAUCCAACAUUGCAUUUGCUUACUUUGUCUUAAACAAAAUGGUGACUGUCAAGGUAAUGGUUGCCACAACCUUUAUCGUUCUUGGGAACAUUUUUCUUGUUGCUUUUGGCAACCACCAGUCUCCUGUGUUCACACCAGAGCAGCUAGCUGAGAAAUUUAGCAACAUUACAUUCCUUCUUUACUGUCUGAUUUUGAUUUUGAUUGUUGCAGUACAUCACUCCAUUUACAGGAGAGGAGUACUUCUCCAUGCAGUUUGUGGACAUGAUCUGAGAUCGUAUUGGCACAUGCUGCUUCCUUUUUCCUAUGCCAUAGUUUCAGGUGCUGUAGGGUCAUUCUCAGUGUUGUUUGCAAAAUCUCUCUCUAAUCUGCUACGGUUGGUGAUGUCUAGCAGUUAUCAGUUACAUAGCUGGUUCACAUAUUCCAUGCUCCUUCUAUUUCUAAGUACAGCUGGAUUUUGGAUGGCUAGGUUGAAUGAAGGAUUGUCACUGUUCGAUGCAAUUCUUAUUGUUCCUAUGUUCCAGAUUGCUUGGACAUUCUUUUCCAUUUGUACAGGAUUUGUAUAUUUUCAGGAGUACCAGGUAUUAAAUGCACUAAGGACGACGAUGUUCAUUCUCGGAAUGAUGUCUGUGUUCGCAGGCAUAUCUUUGCUGGCACCUGAUGAAUCCAAAGGUGGUGACGUCAAAGAUAAUUCAUCUUUAGUUUCUGUAAGCAUUCCAAAAGAAGUGGACAGGAUUGUUGUGCCAUCUGAGGAUAUACAAACCAGGGAUACAAGAUCAUUUGUGCAAGGAAUCCUGAUGAAGAUUUCAGAUGCACUAGUGAAGGCAAAGACUGCUUGUGCAUUAUCUUUAGGAUUUGGAGAGGAUUCAAUCAAUGCAUCUGCAGUGCUUGUGAUGCCUAUGGUGUCAUCAAAGAUAACAGGCUUUAGAGGAAAUGGAUUUGACCGUGCCAAGAUUUUCUCCAUGAGAAAUUCCGGUUGGACCAAGAUCUCUAUGGAUGAAGAUGCUACAAAAAUGCUAGAGACAAGCCCUAUGCUCUCUGAAAGCCCGUGAUAUGAGUAUUAACAUUGCAUUAGGGGGAAGUAUAUCCGUUUUGUUGUCUUUGUAGAGAUACAUGUUGUUAGGAUUCAUUGAUUUUUUCUAUUUAUUGAACAUCACUGUUUCCUCAGCAAGGUGUAAUAUGCCACGCCAUUGUAUAUUCUUUCUCAUAUAGCCGACAGAAAUGACAUUAUGCCAUUGUUUGACUAGAAUUUUUUUACAUUAAUGGAUGUACUAAGUGGCAAAUGAAUUAUAUACUGGCACACAGUAUAUCAUUGACUAUUGGCUGUA
Rosa chinensis is the source of this 1970-nucleotide messenger RNA. Its product is annotated as probable magnesium transporter NIPA8. Gene Ontology annotation, molecular function: magnesium ion transmembrane transporter activity. Gene Ontology annotation, biological process: magnesium ion transport. Bases 369 to 1694 code for a protein of 441 amino acids. Gene Ontology annotation, cellular component: membrane. The record is from RefSeq and is a predicted model, not a curated record. The transcript is spliced from 14 exons. NCBI's taxonomy places the organism in Eukaryota, Viridiplantae, Streptophyta, Magnoliopsida, Rosales, Rosaceae.